Molecule: messenger RNA, 1892 nt
Organism: Linum trigynum
Lineage: Eukaryota; Viridiplantae; Streptophyta; Magnoliopsida; Malpighiales; Linaceae
Source: the annotation of a GenBank genome assembly
GUGCGAGCCGUUCGCAUUACCGGGUCAAUUGAGUUCUGGAUGUGGGAGGCCCUGAGUUCGAUUCUCGGCGGCACCUUUGGUAUCGGAGGCGAAGCCUCCCCGAUGUUGGUAGCAGAAAGCCCCGGUGGGAGGCCCUGAGUUCGAUUCUCGGCGGCACCUUUGGUAUCGGAGGCGAAGCCUCCCCGAUGUUGGUAGCAGAAAGCCCCAGUUAGUAUGCAGGUACCCCUAGUGGUUUAGUAGGCCCCGCGUGGCUGAGGUUCCGAGGGUUAUCAAAAAACUGAAUCAUUCUUUUAUAUUAUCGAAACCUAUUAAAAUGAUAUUAAUUAGCCAAAUCUUUCGUAAUGCAACAAAAUAUAAGCCAUUUUUACUUUAUCGUUAAUAAUUUUGUAACUAUUUUCUUAGUUAAAAUACUAAAGUUUUGGAAUGUUGACCUUAAUGUGUCUCUUCCAAGUCCGUGUCAUAUUGUCAAGUCAAUAUUCCUGACAAUAUUGUUAAAUGAAUAUUAACAUUUGGUUAAUUCUUAGUAUUUCGAUAGGUUCGGAUAAUAUAAAAGAAUCUGAAAAAGAUUUAAAUAAAAAAUAAACAUUACCAUUAAUUUUAAAAUGAAUCAUAAAACAAUUCAUGAUAUUUACAUCUACAUGUGUUGAUCGACACUAACAACUGAGUUAUAAUUCUAAAAAAAAAAAAAGAGAUCGACUCGGUGAACCCAAUAAUCACAUCAAUGUCUUCUCUAUAGACUAUUAAUUCAAUUUUUAUUUUACCAUUUGUAUCAUCUUUUUCACAAUUCCAAACUUUAGUUCCCCAAAAGGGUAAUAACUAAUAAGUCAAGAUUUGCUCCCGGACCACUUAUUUCCCCAGCAACCCACUGAAGGAAAGCUGCUAAAAAUAUUUACUUCUAUGUUACGUUUGUCCUUUACGACUUCUAUAGCAAAAAAACUGAUAAUAUAAUGGCUCUGCGCCUCUGCCCCAAACCCAUCUUCUGCUGUCUGUAAAAUUUUUCUCCAAUGUCGUGGGACCUAUCACCCACUCUUUGCUUCAAACCAAUCUUCCACGCCAAAACUCUCUCAUUAAAAAGGUCCAACCCCUCCUUCAAUCCACUCCACCCACUCCAUCUCUCAGAACCUUAAUUUCUCUCCACAUUUGAAGAUAGCUAGCAAGCAAGCAAGCAAGCAGAGGAGCGAAAUGGCGACCAAGGGAAGAGGCAGUGCAGCAGCAAUGGCAGCGGCGACAUUGUGCCUGUUCAUGUUAGUGUCCGCUCUCCACUUCGAUGUAGCAAGUGCAGCAGCCACGACUUACACGGUUGGAGGCUCCGCAGGCUGGACCUUCAACGUCUCUGCCUGGCCGAAAGGCAAACGCUUCAAGGCCGGUGAUGUGCUUGUGUUCAAAUACAAUCCAUCGAUCCACAACGUGGUGGCGGUGAACAAGGCAGGGCACAGCGGGUGCACGACUCCAAGGGGAUCCAGAGUGUUCAGCUCAGGGACCGACAGGAUCAAGCUCGUGAAAGGACAGAAUUAUUUCAUCUGCAACUUCGUUGGACAUUGCCAAGCUGGGAUGAAGAUAGCCGUCACUGCUCUCUGAAUCGAUCAGUUACUCAGAAAAUCGAAAUGCUUCACCAGCUAUCAGCUGGGUCGACUAUGGCUACAUUUCUUCUCUGUUUUUUUUAUCUCUGUUCUGUUCUGUAAGGUCUUAAUAUUACCUGAAAAAUAAGUGUUGUUGCUGUUUAAUUUAACUGUUUCAGGACCAUCAUCACUGAAAUGGGGUUUCUGAAUGGGAUAUGAGUUAGUACUAAUUAAUUAUGUGGGCGGCUACAAAUCAUAGUCAUGAACCCGUACCGGAGACCGUAUUGGGGAAGUCAGCGGUAUGAUAUUUUAUGAUAAAAUUGUGGUUUAACC